AUGCCUGAUUGGCCAGAGGUUUUAACUGCAUUUGAAAAUUCAUUGGCCGUUGUUUCAGAAAGGAUAGAUGCUAUGGAUGGCUUGGCUUCAGGUGCAGAGGCUGCAUGCAGAAUGUUUGCACAAUAUAUGGAUGGUGCUGAGUUGUUGAAUUUGGCUGCCCGCAUUGGCAUGGGCUUUGUCACGAUUCAGCUAGAUGAACCCUGUUACAGAUGGAUUGGGAAUAUUCUAGAUAUCCUUCUAGAAUCCAAAGGGAUAAGGUACAUUACCUUGAAGAUUUUAUCCUCCUGCUUGCAGCUUAUAUUCCUACUGAAGAGGAGAUGCAAACUAGAUGAAAGUAGUGGGUGGUUUUGCACUCUAAGGCUUGUACUUGGGAGCUUAUUAGAUUUGCAUGGUGCUUCACAUUCACAUUAUCAUUAUGAUCUCUUCAGAUUGUUUGUAUCCUGUCGGAGGGCCCUAAAAAAUUUAACAGUGGCAUCUUGUGAGGAGAAGAUGGAAGCUAGUCAAUUCUCUCUUUCUUGCAUACUGUUUGAGAGUCCAUAUCCUGUUUUAUGGCUUUUGAAGUCAAUGUCUGCAGUUAUUAGGUGUCAAUGUGUAUUUUCAGAAGAUAAUGCCACCAAAGUGAAAGAUAUGAUUUUCUCGUUGGUAGAUCACACAGCAUAUUUGUUUUUGACAUUAAGCAAAGACAAAUUUGUGCGUGCAAUUCACUCGCAUAUUUUAUAUGGAAAACUUUGUGAGGAAAAGUCCAGUUCUGUUAUUGCCCAAGAAAGGUGUGAUGGUAUUGAAGAUGAUCCAUAUUUGAAUUCUGGUGAAGAUAUAGAUGCACGGAGAAGUGUGGUCCUUGUGGCUGAGACUUUAAAGGAACAGGUGCAAAACAUACUUGUGUCUCUAAAGGAAGUCAUCUGUGAUGAAAAAAAGGAACCUUUUACUGGUGUUCAGGAAUAUACUUCCUUGUCAACUAUUAUUUCCUGCUUGCAAGGCUUUUUGUGGGGGCUAGCAUCUGCCUUGGACAAUGUAGAUGCACCAAGGUUUAAUGUUAAAAUAAAAUUCUCAAGAUGGAAAUUUGAACCUCUCCAUGAAGUCAACCUUUGCCUGGAUACAGUUGCAGAUUUUAUAAAUUAUUCCUUGCGAGCGUUGCUUGUUGAGGAUGAUCAGUGUUUUGCUGAUUUUGAUGAUACUUUGCAUGGGCAAGAGCAGCAGAAUUGUGGAAAUGCAAGGAACUUCUCCACAACAGCUGCUAUAAAGGAGGACUCCAGUAAGAGUGUCUGGAAAAAAAAGUCUCAUUCAGGAAAUGCAGAAAGUAUUUUGACCAAGGUUGAUUUGUCUGAGCAACUAUGUUUAAGGAAAUCUUUAUUGCAGGGUUUUUUGAGAGGUGAAGAUCUUGAAGCAGCAUUUUUUCUCAGACAACUAUUUAUUGCUUCUUCAGCAAUUUUGAAGCUAAAUUUGCAGACUAAUCGUAAUGCCUUGUCAUCCAGCUUGAUUUCUAUUUUAAUUGGCAUUUCCCGAGUUUUGUUAGUGGAGUUUGCAAGCAAGGUUGAGGUGCCACAACCAUUUUCUUUUGUUUGGUUAGAUAGUGUUGUAAUGUUUCUUGAAGAGUUGGGGAGUUACUUUCCAUCAUCCAAUCCUACCUUGUCUAGAAAUUUGUAUGUCAAGUUGGUAGACUUACACUUAAGGGCUAUAGGGAAAUGCAUCUCUUUACAGGGCAAAGGAGCUACUCUAACAUCUCAUGAGACAGAGUCAAGUACCAAGAUGCUAAAUGGUCAGAUGGGAUUAUCUGAAUGCAAUAUUUCCCAAGGGCCAUACUUAGAUGAAUUUAAAGGCAGGUUGAGGAUGUCAUUCAAAGCUUUUUUGAAGAGACCAUCAGAAUUGCAUCUAUUUUCUGUAGUUCAGGCUAUAGAGAGAGCCUUAGUAGGAAUGCAGGAAGGCUGCAUGAUAAACUAUGAACUACAAACUGGAAGUUCAGAUGGGGGAAAGGUUUCCUCCACUGUUGCAGCUGGUAUUGACUGCCUUGAUUUGGUUCUUGAAUUUGUUACAGGACGCAAACGAUUGAGUGUGGUGAAAACACACAUCCAGAGCUUAGUGACGUGUCUGUUCAACAUAAUUCUGCACUUGCAGGGUCCAAAAAUCUUCUAUGGGAAAGCCAAAGGUAAUAGAGGCGAUGCUGAUCCUGAUCCGGGAUCAGUCCUUCGUAUGUGUGUCGAGGUACUGACCAGAGUUUUUGGAAAACAUGCUCUGCUUCAUACGGAUACCUGCCAUGUUGUGCAGUCCUUGCGUGUACCUGCAGCAAUUUUUCAAAGCUUCCUCCAGCUUAGAAUUUACGAAUCUCCUGGUCGAUCUGAUUCUCCAAGGUUCUCAGAUACUGAAGGCCCUGAGUCUGUAAUAAGCAAGAAUACAUGUGUUGUGGAUCGACAGUUUUCAAUAGAGCUAUAUGAUGCAUGUUGCCGACUGUUGUGUACUGUUCUCAAGCAUCACAAAAGUGAGAGUCAACGCUGUGUUGCUAUUCUUGAAGAUUCAGUUUGCAUUCUUCUUCGUUGUCUGGAGAUGGUUAAUAUUGAUCCAGUUGUCAGAAAAGGUUAUUUUUCGUGGGAAGUACAAGAGGGAGUGAAAUGUGCUUGCUUUCUCCGAAGAGUUUAUGAAGAGUUUCAUGACGGCCCAGGAGUUGCAUCUACUGAGAUCCAUGAACAUAAAUGUCCAUUUCUGGGUUUAUUGUCUCUGGAUGCAAUGGCUACACGAUGCAUAAGGCAGCAGAAGGAUGUCUUUGGGAGGAAUUGCUUUCAGUUUUUAUCCAAUUACGUAUCGAUUUAUUGUGGAUAUGGUCCAAUUAAAACUGGCUUCAGAAGGGAAAUAGAUGAAGCUUUGAGACCUGGUGUCUAUGCCUUAAUAGAUGCUUGCUCAGCUGAUGAUCUUCAAUAUCUUCAUACGGUAUUUGGAGAGGGUCCCUGCAGAAGCACUCUGGCAACUUUACAACACGAUUACAAACAGAAUUUCCAGUACGGAGGAAAACCUGCCAAUCAGACGCACCCUUGUGCUAUAAAUCUAUUGGGCCUUCAAUUCUCAACAACCUCUUGCAUUGGUUUAACAUUUACAAUUAUUGGCUUUCCCCUAAGUUUCACCACAAAGCACAACACCAUUCAUGACACACAGAAGAAGCACAGCCUCCUCUAUCCUAGAGGUUUUUUCUCUGAAUCCUCUUCCAUACCCAGUUCUACUAUUCUCGGCCGUGAUCUUCAUCUUCCUUGGCCUCCAAUGGCACGUGUCCUACGACUCGAUGGUCGAAACCACAGGAGAAAACAUGGGUUGGCUACUUCUGGCCACACCAAUUGGGUUGGUGUUCCUUGUGCGGUGGUUAUCGGGUAUGGAGAACCCGGAAAGGCUCUUUUGGAUGUCUCCAUACGAGCGUCGCAGGCGGGCGUACUACUACCGGUCGCCCGAGGGAAGCUCGCCGUGGGGCGUGGCAGCUUUGCUCUUGUUGGUACUUGUCCUGCUUCAAUUCCAGUCUACCUUUCUUGAUAGCUGGUUUGUAUGAUGCUUGAAAAGGUUGGAUAAUUAUGUGUUUUGAUGUGCUGUUUACGAGUGAUAUGUAAUUAUUAAUAGAACCUAUACUUUUCCCCUCUUUUGGAUUAGAUCAAAGUUAAUUUGAUGCUCAUUUCAUGUUGUAGUAUAUGGUAGAGGAGGUUGUUGUAUAUAUAUGGGGUUUGGAAUUUUGUUUGAGGAAAUUACUAUAGGAUGUUUAUUUUUUGUUUUGUUUUCCUA
This is a messenger RNA of Ilex paraguariensis (yerba mate), 3750 nucleotides long. Lineage: Eukaryota; Viridiplantae; Streptophyta; Magnoliopsida; Aquifoliales; Aquifoliaceae. The record is from the annotation of a GenBank genome assembly.